UCUUUUCUGUUUCCACAGGUCUGUUUGGGAGCCCCGCUGCUGAGCCAUGCUGGGCUCCCACAGGCCUGCCACAAGACCAGCCCAGGGAGACAGGAGGCCAUGAGUAGCCGCAGCCACAAUGGCAGUGUGGGGUGGCCUCUGGGCAGUGGGCCUGGAUUCCUGGGCUGGGAGCCUGUGGACCCCGAGGCAGACCGUCCCCUGCAGCUCGCCCAAGUCCCAGGCCUGCAGAUGGUGGCCAAGGUUCAGCCUGCCCGGCUGUCACCAGGUGGCUCCAGGGGCCACCCCCAGGAACAGGAAGAAGAAGAGGAAGAGGAGGCCAGGCCCGGCUCUGGGAAGCCUUCCACAGUCAGCCACCGCCUGGGCCACCGAAGGGCCCUCUUUGAGAAGCGUAAACGGCUCAGUGACUAUGCACUCAUCUUUGGCAUGUUUGGGAUUGUCGUCAUGGUGACAGAAACAGAGCUGUCCUGGGGUGUAUACACGAAGGAGUCACUGUACUCUUUUGCCCUGAAAUGCCUCAUCAGCCUGUCCACUGUCAUCUUGCUUGGCCUUGUUGUCCUCUACCACGCCCGUGAGAUCCAGCUGUUCCUGGUGGACAAUGGUGCAGAUGACUGGCGCAUCGCCAUGACGUGGGAGCGCAUGUCCCUGAUCUCGCUGGAGCUGGCCGUGUGUGCCAUCCACCCUGUGCCCGGCCACUACCGCUUCACGUGGACGGCACGGCUGGCCUUCUCACUGGCUCCGUCAGCGGCCGAGGCAGACCUGGACGUGCUUCUGUCCAUCCCCAUGUUCCUGCGCCUCUACCUGCUGGCUCGCGUGAUGCUCCUGCACAGCCGUAUCUUCACCGACGCAUCCAGCCGCAGCAUCGGGGCCCUCAACCGCGUGACCUUCAACACGCGCUUUGUCACCAAGACGCUCAUGACCAUCUGCCCCGGCACCGUCCUCUUGGUCUUCAGCAUCUCCUCCUGGAUAGUCGCUGCCUGGACAGUGCGUGUGUGCGAGAGGUACCAUGACAAGCAGGAAGUGACCAGCAACUUCCUGGGGGCCAUGUGGCUCAUCUCCAUCACCUUCUUGUCCAUCGGCUAUGGGGACAUGGUGCCGCACACCUACUGUGGGAAGGGCGUGUGUUUGCUCACUGGCAUUAUGGGAGCAGGCUGCACCGCGCUUGUGGUGGCCGUUGUGGCCAGGAAGUUGGAGCUCACCAAGGCGGAGAAACACGUGCACAACUUCAUGAUGGACACACAGCUCACCAAGCGGGUCAAAAACGCCGCUGCAAACGUUCUCAGGGAGACGUGGCUCAUCUACAAACACACCAGGCUAGUGAAGAAGCCAGACAAGGGCCGGGUACGGAAACACCAGCGUAAGUUCCUUCAGGCCAUCCAUCAGGCUCAGAAGCUCCGGAGUGUGAAGAUUGAACAAGGGAAGGUGAAUGAUCAGGCCAACACACUGGCUGACCUGGCCAAGGCACAGAGCGUUGCGUAUGAGGUGGUGUCAGAGCUGCAGGCCCAGCAGGAGGAGUUGGAGGCACGCCUGGCUGCCCUGGAGAGCCGCCUGGACGCCCUGGGUGCCUCCCUGCAGGCCCUGCCUGGUCUCAUCGCACAAGCCAUAUGCCCUCUGCCACCGCCCUGGCCCGGGCCUGGGCACCUGGCCCCAGUCACCCAGAUCCCAGGAGGCCACUGGCUGUCCACCAUGGGGUCAGACUGCAGGUGACGGCCUGCUGGUCACCAGACUGCUUAAUCUUGGCCAUCAUGUGGCCUCGGCUAGCUCCUCCACAUUCUGGACUGCCAGACCUCUGGAUUUACACGGCUGGGUGGAGUUGAGCCAAGAGGACUGAACUCAUUCUCCUGAGGCUGGACCGUGGGAUCAGUGCCCCUUGGCUGUCCCAAGCCCUCAGGGCAAGGGCUUGGGGCCCUCACCAUUUCUAAGUAAACCAGGAGUCACCGA
Messenger RNA from Psammomys obesus (fat sand rat), 1938 nucleotides. It is a transcript of the gene Kcnn1, whose product is annotated as potassium calcium-activated channel subfamily N member 1. Lineage: Eukaryota; Metazoa; Chordata; Mammalia; Rodentia; Muridae. Gene Ontology annotation, biological process: potassium ion transmembrane transport. Bases 100 to 1704 code for a protein of 534 amino acids. Gene Ontology annotation, molecular function: small conductance calcium-activated potassium channel activity; calmodulin binding. The transcript is spliced from 9 exons. Gene Ontology annotation, cellular component: neuronal cell body; plasma membrane; neuron projection. The record is from RefSeq and is a predicted model, not a curated record.